Messenger RNA from Symbiodinium natans, 4437 nucleotides. NCBI's taxonomy places the organism in Eukaryota, Dinophyceae, Suessiales, Symbiodiniaceae. The record is from the annotation of a GenBank genome assembly.
AUGAAGCAACCUCAAAGCCAGUCAGGCCUUGGCCGACGCCUUGUCGCACAACUUCGUGCGCCCACAGCGGCACAGGAAGUGCGAAAUGUGGCGCUGCAGCUGCUGGAGCCCGGAGUUGUGACUCGAGCAAAGGAUGGCACUGCCGUCUUGGCAGCUUUUGCGAGGCACCGGCUUUGGACAGAGGCUUUGGCGCUCCUGAGCUCUCUUGGAGGAGGCGGCGCAGUGGACACAGGGCUGUGCAACGCCUGCAUUGCGGUCUGCGGCAAGGCAAGCCUCUGGGCAGUGGCCACGUCGCUGCUUUGCAGCAUGCCUGCCUUCCGCUUGUCUCCCGAUGUCAUCUCCUUCGGAGCUGUGUUGAGCUCUUUGGAGAAGGUCGGCGGAUGGCAGCGCUCCUUGCAGCUGCUCUCAGACAUGCCGGCUGCGCAGGUGAGGCCCAAUGUGGUGACGUUCAACUCGGCGAUCAGCGCGUGCCAGAAAGGCAAGAACGAAGAAGCAGUGCUGUCACUGCUGGAAUCCCUCGACACAGCUGGCAUUGAGCCAGACAUUGUUACGUUCAAUGCAGCGCUGAGUGCCUGCCACCGCUGGGACCAGGCAAACGAGCUCCGCACCGAACUGCGACGACGAGGUCUCGUUGAGGACAUCUACACCUUGAACUCGCUCCUGACUGUGGCAGAGCGAUGCCGUCGAUGGGACUUUGCGUUGCAGCUGCUAGAGGAGAUGCCUUCUCUUGAGCUGAACCCAGACGUUGUGUCAUUUAGCACGGCCAUUUCCGCCUGUGAGAAGGGCCUGCGCUGGGAGAUGGCCUUGGCACUGCUGAAAGAGAUGGGUACCCACAAGGUGAAUCCCAACGCUUUCACCUUUGGUGCGGCUGCGAGUGCCUGCGAAGCGUGCCACCAAUGGGAGCUUGCGAUGGUGCUGCUGGCGAGCGCUGCAAAGCGCAAUAUUGCCACCAAUUCCGUCCUUUGCGGCGUGCUGCUGAGUGCUUGCGCUCGCGGCGCAUGCUGGGUCGAAGCCCUGGAAGUGCUGCAAGAGAUGCGGGGUCUGGGAGUGCCCACGACCGUUGUUGCUCAAAAUGCUGCGCUUUCUGCCUUGGCGGCUGCAGGGGCCUGGCGCCAUUCGCUUUCUCUAGCCUCCGCCCCUUUGGAUUCGAGCACUUCGCCUUCGCUUGACACGGUGGGGUUUGCCGAAGUGGUCAGGAGCUGCGCCGCGGCUUCGAAGUGGCAGCUAGUACUUCAUCUGGCACACGAGACGGAGAGUGUCUGGAAUGUUCGGCCUGACGCUUCGACGGUUGCCUUGGUGGCAGAGUCCAUCCUUGCAGUGGAUCAAGCCGGUCACCUGCCUCGACUGCUUGUGAUGGCCGAGGCGACGCUUCUCAGCCUCGAGGGUGGACCACGGACUCGCGUCCAGCAAGCCGACCCAGCUGUCAUUUUGAUGGACAUGCUGUGUGAGGUUGGCGCAGCAUCUUCCUUGUGCCAAUCGGCCUUUCGCCGAUUUCGCUCAGUCGCUCAAACGGGCAUGGCAGCGAUUGCGGCCGGCAGUCAGCAGGACGUCGGCUCGCUGCUGCAGGGCUCCGCUUUGGAAGAGUCGUUCAGUCUGGGCGCCGACUUGACAGCCUCCUUCUUCGGGUCGACUGGAAGCUGGCUUCCUGCCGCGCGCCUGGCCUCUCGGAGCCGCACCUCGCAGAGCACAGGCCUGAUCGAUCAGGCUGAGGACCUGAUGGCAUCAGCUGUGGUAGCAUGGAGCGAGGAGGCGCUUGUAAGAACACGUCGAGGUCGAAUGGUCGGUCAGGGAGAUGAUUAUGCGGUGAAACACCCACCGAGGUUACUUCCGGUCUUCUCAGGGCACGACCGCUCUUCCCAUGCCGAGCGGCAGGCACUGCUCCAGAUCCUACGAGGACAUAGCAAGACGGCAGAUGAUGGCAAACUUGCAACGCAAAGCUUCGCAUACCAAGAAACUGCCAAUCCUUCUGGGCUCGCAGCUUUUGACAUCCCGGGACUAGACAUAGAGCCUACGGUCUGCGCGGUGCAGGCGCGUGGAAUGUCGAAAAACAUAUUGGGCAGAGGCAAGGGAGAUCGGAAAAGAGAAGAGGGCAAUUUUCAAUCACUGCAAAAAGCAGCCACGCAAAGGAUUACGCAGGUUCAAGAAGGGAGCCUGAGCAUCGUGGGCAAGAGAUAUCUUGAUGCUGUGAAGGUGCCAGAGAGUUGCAAUGGCAGCUCCAGGCAGGCCGUGGAGUUGUAUAGAGCCCGUCAGCUGGGUCAGCGAGGCCCUUCCGACUUCCACCAAGUGAGAAUUUUCCUGAGCUUGCGUGAGCUUCUGAGAGCCCAUGCCUUGCGCCCGCUGGCCCAGCCCGGCCUGCCGCCGCGGGCCGAGAGGGGGGGAGAGGAUGCGGGGGGGAUGAGGGAUGUCAGCGAGUCGGAGAAUCAGGUCAGUGCAGUUCCUCGCAUGGAGGCAGGCUCCAGUGAUGGCUGCUCCCCCGGUGCAGAGGAGGAGGCAGGAGGCAGCCGGCCUUUGCGCUUCAUAUUCUCCAUAUCCGAGGAACGUUCUGCGAGAAGGCGCUGGAUUGUUGAGAUCCGAUGCGUAACUCGUCCGCACCAGUUCGUCCUUAGCUUCAAGCGCCAUGCUGGCGAACCACGCCGUCGGUCAGCAAUGCUUUGUCCAGCGUUGGCAGUGGCCUUUUUCUUCGCCUUCAUGGGUUCUCCAACAAGCUUCAUUGCCCCAGCAAAAGGCGAAAAGGCAAAGACCCGCCCUUUGCUACCAGAUGCAGGGCUUGCAAUGGCAACUGCCGGGGCUACAUUUCAGGCAGGUCUAAGUCCAGCACUAGCUCAGCAAGAGGCCUUUGUUUUUUUCGGCAAGAGCUCUGCAGACCUGUUCCCACUGUCAAAUCUGAGCAUAUUGACGUGGCUGCUGUUGAUCUUCGCCCCGGGCUGGGAGUACACAAAGUCAGCUGCGCUGAUUGCUCCUGUGGUCAAUGCCGUGCUGUAUGUCACCGUUCUGACCUUCUUGAUCACCCAUCCACCGCCAGAUGCGCCAGCUGUGGAUUUUGGUAGCCUGAGCUCCAUUGUCACUGCGUUCCAGAAUCCCGAUGGUGUCUUCGCGGGCUGGCUGCACUACUGUGUCUUUGAUCCGCUGGUGGGACUCGGUGAAGUGGUCGACAGCCAACAAAACAAAGUCCCACACUUUCUGGUGGUGCCGUGUCUCAUUCUGACUUUGCUGUUUGGGCCGAUGGGGUUUCUACUUUACUUGGCCAUCAGAACACUGACCAUUGCUUCACGUUUGAAUGGCCUGCUUGUCAUCGUCGUGUUUGCCACCAGUUUCGCCCCGCUCCGUGUUGCCAUGACACUUCUGGGAAACGAGGAGUCGAGCGGAGCCCGGAGCUUGAUGCGACGAGCCUUGACCUACGAUGACAGCCAGGACGAGGACAGCGGAGCUGACGAAGCUGAUCCCGAGUCCGGCACAGAGUCCGAGGAUGCAGAUACCGAGAGCGACGCCAAGGCGAUGGUGCCCGCCGCUUGCGAUAGUGGCGGCGAAACAACGUAUCGCAGUGCCCUGGCUGCAAGUGCAUGGCAAAGAUACCUGCAUUGGGCCGCAGACUGUCAUUGUCAAAUGCUGUCAGUGAAGGGAGGCCCUCGCACCUUCGAGGUCGAAGCUCCAACUCAGGUUCCUUUCACACUGUCGCUGCGCAUGCGGUGGACUGGGGACAGUCCGCCUGAUCUGCAGCCGAACCCCGUCGCCAGCCGGCAGGUCGUAGGUGUUGUCCAAUUGUGCAACCUUAGCUUCUCACUCCUCUCCAUCGCCUGUGCUUUCCUGUCCUUUUUGAUGGGAAACACGUGGAAGGUGCAGCCGAGUGUAAACCUGCAGUGUUUUUGCGUAGCUAAGGCCUGCAUCAUCUGCUGGACGAUCGAUCCGGAGUCUGGGAUAUGGUUCUAUCAAGGCCUGGAUGGCCAGCCACCGCGCAUUGCUGCUUGGUGGACAGACAUAGCCUUUAGCUUCGCAGUACUGCUGUCCGCUGUCUACACAGUAAGCUUCGAGAAACCGGCAUUGAUGCGCAUGGGGAAUGUUAUCACCUAUGAAGAAUACGGUGCUGAUGGAGGUUCCGGCACUGUGAACCUUUUCACUUCCGACACCCAGCUCAAUGAUGGAGAGUACCACGAGGCUUUAUCAGAUAGUCUUCUUGCAGCAUCAAUGUUUUGCCACGCUCUGAUAGCCGUGACGUUCCAAGGCAACAACUUCCAAAACGUCGACCUUCCAGUGGGUGAAGAACACAGUGUCCUACAACAAGGCACGGUGGCCAGCCAAGCGUGCGACUUUUCUUCGAUAGAGCUCUGGCACUUACAGGCAGACCCGAACAAUGGCAAAUGGGCCUUGAAGGGGGAGGACCUGAGUGCUAAUGACUUCCCCGACAGCAAGACUGCUUGCGAGGCAUCGAGGGAGGAUUGA